AUGGACGGCGUCAAGUCGGACCUUACAGAGGGCUUCGACAUGAUAGGGCGCAUUCGGCCCAGACCAGGCUGGCCUGCGCGCCAGGAUGGCCGUUACCAGACGCCCACGUCCUGGACGUGCUGCGGGCGGACAACUGGGCGUACCUGCGCCAAAAGCUCACCGACGCUCUGCUGGCCGAGCUUGCUGAGAAAGCUCGCCUGGGCAGAGUGCGUGGGCCGUGCAAGGCACCGCCGGGAUGGCUGCGGCGAUGUGUCCCUGCUGCCAACUUCCAGGCUCGACCGCCUGGUCGACCCACCUCCCGGAGAUACCUUCGUGGCGGCCUCCUUCGCCAUUAUCCAAGAGGACGAGGCAGGCAAGGUCAAGCUUCGGAGGGGAUGCGCAGGUCCCAUCACAACGCCACAGUACAGGCCUCCGACGUCCCCACUCACCACGUGGUGGGCGACUAUGUGGAUAUGUCAGACAGUCCGGCUCUGGGGCUAUGACCUCCUCAACGCCUACCACCAGUGGCCGGUCAAAGUGCCGUCCCAUAGCGGCACCAUCUUGCGCACCGUUUCGGGACCUACCCUUUCAUUCCACCACGCUAUGUGUUUCGGGGCGGCGGCCUCGGUGUGGAACUUCAAUGGAGCAGGAGACGCACUGCAGUUCCUCACUCCCACCCUGCUCUUCCUCGUGGGCGGCCACUACGUCGACGACUUCAACGGGGUGGAUGCCACGGACCUCGCGGACUCCGCCUUCCACGGCUUCGCGUCCAAGAGCCCGGGCGAGGGAUCCAGCUCAGCCUGGGACGCGACGGCGGCCAUUCAGGAGAACCGCCUCACCCCGGAGACGGCCCACCGCCUGGCGGGCAAGCUCAAUUUUGUCAACCAGACAGUGUUUGGUAAGGUGGGGGGCGUCGGUGGCGCCCAUUUACGCCAGCAACAAAUCCGAGCUCACUCCUGGGCUCCAGGCCGCACUCCUGGCCAUUGCGGCACUGCUGCAACAGGUCCCACCCCGCCUGGUGCCAUUCACCGCCCCACGGGCGGUCAACUGCGUGGUGUAAGCUUAGACACCAAGCAGGAUGGGUGCCAGCCAAUGCUCCGAUGGCACAUCACCACCGAAGUGCCAACGGCUGGGGCUACGUCGUCCGGGUGGGCGACACCGCGUGGUAUGACUCCGGCUCAGUGCCAGCCUGGUUCGUGCGGAAAUUCGACACCAGGCGAGCCUAACAUCUACAUGCUCGAGGUCCUUGCCCAGAUCCUCGCAGUCGUGACCCUCGCCGACGCCCUGGGCGAGGAUUGGGUGGCCUUCAUAGACAACGCUGCAGGCCAGUGGGCGCUCAAUAAGGGCUAUGGUCGAGACCCAUCAGUCAACGGCCUACUCUCCGCCUUCUGGUCUCUGGCGGCAAUGCAUUCAUGGAGGCCUACCUUCCAUCGAGUGACCUCGGAGGCCAACAUCGCCGACCCGAUAUCUCGGGCGGACUGCGUCAUCGCC
Messenger RNA from Symbiodinium pilosum, 1470 nucleotides. The record is from the annotation of a GenBank genome assembly. NCBI's taxonomy places the organism in Eukaryota, Dinophyceae, Suessiales, Symbiodiniaceae.